UUGUGGAAAGCAUUGUGGAAAGCAUUGGGGAAAGCAUUGUGGAAAGCAUUGUGGAAAGCAUUGUGGAAAGCAUUGUGGAAAGCAUUGGGGAAAGCAUUGGGGAAAGCAUUGUGGAAAGCAUUGGGGAAAGCAUUGUGGAAAGCAUUGGGGAAAGCAUUGUGGAAAGCAUUGUGGAAAGCAUUGGGGAAAGCAUUGGGGAAAGCAUUGUGGAAAGCAUUGUGGAAAGCAUUGGGGAAAGCAUUGUGGAAAGCAUUGGGGAAAGCAUUGUGGAAAGCAUUGGGGAAAGCAUUGUGGAAAGCAUUGGGGAAAGCAUUGUGGAAAGCAUUGUGGAAAGCAUUGGGGAAAGCAUUGGGGAAAGCAUUGGGGAAAGCAUUGUGGAAAGCAUUGUGGAAAGCAUUGGGGAAAGCAUUGUGGAAAGCAUUGGGGAAAGCAUUGUGGAAAGCAUUGGGGAAAGCAUUGGGGAAAGCAUUGUGGAAAGCAUUGGGGAAACAGGUACAGGACGAGCGUGUUGCAUAACAUGACCACUAGAGGUCCCUGUGGAGGCGACUCCAGCUACGACCAAUCAGAACGGGGAUCUGGGUCGUUACCAGGGAAACCAGGGAUUUUUACAGGAACCAACUCAAAGGCUACCCGAAAGGUACCGCUAUUAGCCGUUAUCUGGUUAAAAUACGUUACCAUUUAAGAUGAAAAUAGUAUAACUCAAUUUGGUGGUAGCUUUUGGUGUUUCGUGAUUUGAUAUUUUUCUUGGAAUCUUUGUCUUUUUUUUAACAAGCUAACGUCGCUGGCUGAGCUUACUGAUGCCACAUUGCCAGGCUAGUGACUGUUACAGUCCGUUAUUAGCGGUUAGCUACAGAGCUAACAGAUCCCCGGCAGUUAACUAACGUUACCUUUGCUUUCUUUAAGAUAGCUAGCAAAUAGCAAUUAGCUAAGUUAGCUUACUAGCCUAAAACAAAUCGCAUGGUGCUGAAUUAGAAGCUAGGAAGCUUAACUAGUAAGUUCUAUCCCCACCACGGCAUAUGUUUUUACGCCCUACUGACUUGAAUUCCUUUGAGGAGGAGGGUUGGCUGAUUGCCUCUGUAUGGUGUGCAGAACCUAUGUGCAGCUAGCUAGCUAGUUAAAAACAAUGGCUGGUAUUCAUGCUGAAGCAAGGUAUGGGACCCUGCUGCUGGAGUAUAGCAGACACCCUGGAGGAAAGAUAACCGCCGACCUGCCUUGUUGUGAUCCCAUUGUGAAAUGAUUUGGUUAAGAAGAACAGCCCUCAGCAGCGUCCCUAGUCGAUUCAACCCGCACUGAAAAGUCUCUCCCCCCCCCCCCUCCCUCCCUCCUCCAGAAGGUGUCCCCUCCCAUAUGGAUGUGUGUAAACCCAACCGUACGGCCCCAGUGAGUGAGACUGUGCCCCGGCGGGACCUGCCUCUGUGCUCCAGGACCAACGGGUGGAGCUGGCCUCCACACCCCUUCCAGCUCCUGGCAUGGCUCCUCUAUCUCUUCUUUGCUGUCACCGGGUUUGGAGUGUUUGUCCCCUUGCUUCCCUCCCACUGGAUCCCUGCUGGCUACAUUUGCACGGGCAUCACGUUUGUCUGUCACCUGUUUGUCCACCUGAUGGCGGUUUCCAUCGACCCCGCGGACUACAACGUCAGGGCCAAGAGCUACCACGGCCCCGUGCCCGUGUUCGACCGCACCAAACACGCCCACGUCAUCGAGAACUGCCACUGCUACCUCUGUGAAGUCGGCGUGGGCCCCAAAUCCAAACACUGCAGUGCCUGUAACAAGUGUGUUGCUAGCUUUGACCAUCACUGCAGGUGGCUCAACAACUGUGUGGGGAGCAGGAAUUACUGGCUCUUCCUGAACAGUGUGAUCUCUGCUCUGCUGGGUGUUUUCCUGGUGGUGGCCAUCGCCAGUUACAUCUUCAUCGAGUUCUUCUUGGAUCCCUCAAAGCUGCGCAGUGAUAAACACUUUCAAGUGAACAAUGAGACGGUGGUGUGGUUUGUUUUCCUGCCCGUGGCUCCGGUCUCCACAGCAGGUCCAGUCAUCCCUGUCCUGGCUGGCAUCACCAUCGCCCUGGGCCUGCUCUCUGCUCUGCUGCUGGGACAUCUACUCUGCUUCCACUUCUACCUCAUGUGGAACCGUCUGAAUACAUAUGAGUACAUCGUCAGACAGAGGCAUCGCCAGGAGUCCAGAGACAUCAGUAAAGGAGUACAGGGGAACCAAGCAGCUCCUCCUAAAACCAACCUCAUGAAGGAUGUUAGCUACUCGGGGACGCUGGGCUAUACCAACCCUGAGAUGGACGUGGAGGAUCCUACCACCAUGGCUGCAGCGCGGGGGGUUCUAGAGUACUAUGGCAACGGCAGAGUUCAUAGUUCAUCCAGCAGGAUGGCUGAAGAGGAACAGUUACCCAGCGUGUCUACAGAGCACAGAGCUGCACCACGAAAACACAUCCAGAAGAAAAAGAAGAAAGUCCACAAAGUGCCGGCGGAGGUGAUCAACGACCGUUCCACUGAGACCACACACACAAAGCCCCGGCCUUCAACACUACAGAACCAGACACACAAAGCCCCAGCCUUCAACACUACAGAACCUGUAGAGUCCUGCAGUGUAACUCCUGUCCCCACGUCCGUGUCCCACCUGUCCAGCUCCCUGAGCCAGCACCUCCCUUUCCCCCUGCGGGCCUCCCUGCCCCCCCCUAGCUCCCUGCAGCCUGGUCUCCAACCUGGCCCCGUGCUGCCCGCCGGGCCCCCUGCUGAUUACCACUCUGACUCUGCAGAGUCCCUGGAGGAGAUCCCCGUGGCGCUGGCACGACUGGGCACCUCCGCCAUGGCAGGGACGUCUACGGGUAGGACCGCUGCAGCUGGAUCGUCUUCUCAACGCUCUCUACUGCUGCCUGCAGCCCGACCCCAGCCCCGGACCAAGAGAAAGACCUCCACGCACAGCAGCAGGACAGGGGGAGGAGGGGAACAGAGGUUUGAGAUGGCCGCCCAGCCUCCUACCGUUUACGUUAGUAGGAGUAGUGGACAGCCGGGAGGAGGAGCACAGCACCGGGACAACAAACGCAGCAGCAGGCAGGCCAGCAGGAGAGGCCUGGAGCAGCCUGGUCCUGGACCCAGGGCAGGCACCCCAAUGGCGUAGACUAGCUCUUUGAGGAUGGAGCACUGCACCCUGGGCUGGACCCACCACUGGGUCCUGGCUGGAGGGCUGGCUGGCUGUGUGGCUGGCUGGCUGACUGACUGGCUGUCUGGCUGGCUAGCUGGCUAUGUAACUGGCU
This is a messenger RNA of Salmo salar (Atlantic salmon), 3259 nucleotides long. The record is from RefSeq and is a predicted model, not a curated record. NCBI's taxonomy places the organism in Eukaryota, Metazoa, Chordata, Actinopteri, Salmoniformes, Salmonidae.